Messenger RNA from Amphimedon queenslandica, 3406 nucleotides. RefSeq names its product ubiquitin carboxyl-terminal hydrolase 47-like. Lineage: Eukaryota; Metazoa; Porifera; Demospongiae; Haplosclerida; Niphatidae. The transcript has 24 exons. The record is from RefSeq and is a predicted model, not a curated record. Bases 340 to 3288 code for a protein of 982 amino acids.
CUGAUAUGUCAUGACCAGCUGUGCUCCUACCGUUGAUGCGGUUGGUCUUAUCCAUGUUCCCUCACAGCCAUGGCAUCAUGCUGUUGGUGCUGGACCAUUCGGCAGCACUGAUAUGUCAUGACCAGCUGUGCUCCUACCGUUGAUGCGGUUGGUCUUAUCCAUGUACUCCUGGGGUUGUUACCAACCCCUCGGCUGUGGUUACAGGCAGGAUCUCGGGGAGUGGCCCUCGCGAAAUUCCAAACCUCCUCCCUCCUCAUUUGAGGUUUCCGGAGGCCGAUAGUCAUUAAACAACCUUUAUCACCUCAAGUUGAAGUACAAAUCCCUGUAUCAGAAGGCUUAAUGGGAGACUUUACCUCAAUGAGAAUGUCUUUUGGAAGCUUGUUUUACCAUGUUGGCAAGAUUAUUAAGCAGAAGUCUCCUCCUUUAGAAGAAAUAAAAGAAUACCUUUCUUGCUGUAGCAAUGUUCUUCGACUAAAAGCAGAACAAUGCAGCAAUCUUUCUAGUGUCUUGCAUCUAAUUCAAAAUGAGUGUUCACUGACUAAUAUUGAACUUCUUCAUAGUGUAGUGGAAGAAAUGAAGGUCACAGAUGCUACAAGAUAUAAUGAGACAUAUAGAACUCAGUUAAAGGAAUUCUGCAAGUCACUCUCUAUCAGCCUUUGUCUGAAGAAAAGGUUUUCUUCCAUAUCCCAUCUUCAAUGUGAAACAGUCACACUUGUAUUUGAUUGGGAGCCUGAGGAACAUGUUCUCAAAGAUAUCAAGGAGCUCCUUGCAAAAGUGUCUGGUAAACUUCUUAAGAUUGAGUAUAUGGAGCCUCACAAAUCAAUAUCUGUCACUUGUUCCUUUCCUUUCUCUAAUGUUGGGUUUACUGUAUUGAGUAUGAUAGAGAAUAUUCAUAUACUAAUGGGACAAGGAUUAAAGAAACUGACUAUUGGUAACUUAACAUUAUGGAGGAGACAAGAUGUUAGACAAAAGGAACCAAAAGAAAAGGAUGAUGACCUACUACAUACUGAAGUUAUUUCUUAUAUUGUACUUGAAGAAGCUGAAUAUAAACUAAGAGAUGCUAUCAGUAGCAAAGAGAAGGACACAAUUGAAUUGAAACAAAAAAUAUCAAUGGCUCAAGUGCAUGUACCUGAGGAAGAAUUAAUGUCUGUUCAAAGUGAUACUCAAUCAAUUGAAGAAGAGCCACUUGAUAAAGAGUUGACUGUAUUGAGCUGUCAGUUUAAUGAAAUAAUACAAGAAAACAAAGAAUUAUCUGACCAAUUAUCAAAAAUGAAGGUUGAUUAUUUGAGAUCACUCUCUAGUAACACGGAUUCAGCUGCUAGCAAAGUGAGAAGAGGAAUGGCUCUUGAAGUUGAUGACUGCAAAUUUCACCUCCAAGCAAUGACAAGUCCAGACUAUCAGCCAUUAGUACAUAAUAAAAGGAUAAUAGAGAAUUUACAAGAAAAAAUAGCAUUAAUGAAUACGGAACUGAUUAUGGAAAGAAAACGCAAUGAGAAGACUAUAAAAGAUACUAAAGAUUUGAAAGAGACUGAGCAUAAAAGACAAAGAGAAAAGAAGCCUAAAGUGGAAAAAGAAAUGUGUAACUACAAACUAUCCUGUAAUCAUCCUAUUACUGGUAAAUUAAUGAAUGCAGUGCUGGAAACGCAUAAAGAAGAAUUACUAUCCAUAGUACUGGAUAAAGCUUAUGAGUUAAUGGAAUUAGCUCCUCAUAUUCCUAUUGAGAGAUGUCGUUUAGUUAAGUAUAAUUAUAUUAAAGAAGUUAUGGAUCAGUCCUUUGAUCUUGAAGAGUUUCAACAUCAAACUAUUGGGCAGCUUAUUGGCAGGGCUGGAGUUCAUAAUUUCUUUGGAUUAUUUUUAGAAAUUUGUAAAGAAAACAAAACUUUUAAAAAAUACAAUGAUGGAGGCAUUAAUUUAUUGAUAUUGGUUGUGGAUCUGUCAACUGGUGAAGUAAGACAAGCUGAAACAAUGAGAGCAGAGAUAGGUUGGACUGUUGGAGAAUUAAAACAAUAUAUAGGAGAACUAUUUAAUCUCAAUUCAUCAUGUAUGAGAUUAGUAUUGGAGGAGGAAUACAUGGGUGAUACCUCAGUUCAAGAUAUUAGAUAUGAAGAUGGUUCUUUAUUAAAAACUAAACUCUAUAGAGAAGACAUAUAUGGUAUAUAUAAACAAUGCAAAAAGAUUUAUGUAUCAUCAAAUCCCGAAGAUUAUCAAAAAGAAUACAAAGAUAGCUUGAUGUACAGAUAUAUUGAUGUUCACAUCAACUCAAUACUACUGGACAUUACAAUACCUCCUGAACCUGAAGCCACUUCCACUACAACUAAUACAUGUAGAGAUAAUGAAGUAAUGAAAAUUAUAUCAGCAAAUGAAGAAAAGAAAGGAAAAGAACGAAUUAUACAAGUAAAAGUUGGUAUAAUAACAUUAGCUCAACUAAAGGAGGCACUAGUCCCACUGAUUGGUGUACCACCUGUUGGUUUCAGAGUGUAUGGAAUCAGAUAUAAUGAAGAAUAUGAAAUGGAGAAUCUGGAUGGGUCAUUUAAGGAUAUCAAAUCUGGAUCAAAGUUAAUAGUAAGACUAGGUAGAGCAUUACAUUAUGGAGAGUGCAGAAUUGAAUUAUAUUUAUUACAAGUUAACAAUACAGAGUUUUGCAAAUAUAUGAUGGAAUCUGUUGUUACAGAAGGUAUACCAGUGGGAAAAUUUAAGAAACAAAUUAUUAAAGAAGCAGAAGUACAAGGAAUUGAUGGUGUCCUUGAAUUUGACAAGAUGAGAUUACGUAAGAAGAAUAGAAUAUCUCCUGGUAUGGUAUAUCUUGAUCAUCGGUUGAUUACUACUAAUAGGGAGUUGUAUGUGGAAACAUUAAAAGGGUCAGAGAAGAAGAAGCGUGAAGGACUGGUUCAGGUGUAUGUUAUAAGAUGGCGUCCAUCACAAUGUUCAGUUGAUCCAAUAGAAGAAAUUAUACUGGACAGUGAUGACCCUAAGCAUAUCAUUGAAAAGUUGUCAGAGUUGAGUGAAUCGAAAAUUCCAGUUUAUCAUCUCUUUUAUGCAAUGGAAAUAUCAUUUCCAGUUAAAAUAUCAUGUCUUAAUUUUGAGAAUAAGUUAAAAUGGAAUUCCAUCGACUCAUUCAUAUACUCACGACUAUAUGAUGAUGGAUGCGUCAUAUAUUACAAAGACAAUAGAGAGAAAAUGAAAGAGUUAACAGAUAAAGAGAGAUCAGAAAUACAAGAUGCAGAGGAAGCAAGGUUGCUGAGGAUUAGGGAAUUUGAAUCACAGCAUACCCAAAAAUAUUGCUUCUGACUGAGAUACAUUAGUUCAAGGUUUUUUAUUUAUGUAUUGCAAUUUUACUGAAUUAAUCAAUAGUUAUAAGAGCUUUUCUAAAUACACUUUAUUUAUGUAAUGUAAUUUUGCUUUGUCC